Messenger RNA from Penicillium riverlandense, 759 nucleotides. RefSeq names its product putative haloacid dehalogenase-like hydrolase. The transcript is spliced from 5 exons. NCBI's taxonomy places the organism in Eukaryota, Fungi, Ascomycota, Eurotiomycetes, Eurotiales, Aspergillaceae. The coding region runs from base 1 to 759 and encodes 252 amino acids. The record is from RefSeq and is a predicted model, not a curated record.
AUGGCCUCGGCAGCGGAAUGCUCUCAUCUCCGCCCUCGGAGAUUCGCGCCCCUCGAUCCCGCCCGGGCAUCCGAUGCGCCGCCGCUGAAGGGGAUCGUGUUUGAUGUAGAUGGUACUUUGUGCCUUCCACAGCAUCACAUGUUUGCGGAAAUGAGAUCCGCCCUGGGCAUCGACCGCUCAAUCGACAUCCUCCAACACAUCCGCGAUAUCCCGACAACAGAAGAGCGCGCCGCAGCCGUCGCAAAGAUUCAAGCCGUCGAGCGGCGCGCCAUGCUAGAGCAGCAGCCUCAGCCCGGUCUCGUGCGGCUAAUGGAAUAUCUACAGUCGCGUGGACUGAAGCGGGCGCUGUGCACCCGGAAUUUCGAAGCACCUGUGAUGCAUUUGAUCCAAAGCCACCUCCCGAGUCAUAUCUUCCUCCCGAUCAUCACUCGCGAUACCCCUGAUAUCAUCCCCAAGCCUGACCCGGCGGGUAUUCUACACAUCGCCCAGGGAUGGGGUCUUUCAAAUCGAGCUGAGAAUCUGAUUAUGGUUGGAGACAGCAUCGAUGAUAUGACGGCCGGUCACACUGCCGGUGCGGCAACGGUGUUGCUGCUAAAUGACCGCAACGUGCACCUGCAAGAACAUGCGCAUACGGAUCUCUGUAUCAGUCGACUGGAUGAUCUGGUUGAUAUCCUUGAACGGGGAUUUGUGGGUGUGAAGGAAGGGAUGUGCAUGGAGUGCAAUAAAAUAGAUGCUGCUGAGAUUGGAUCGGGUGUAUAG